This is a messenger RNA of Chilo suppressalis (striped riceborer), 2889 nucleotides long. The record is from the annotation of a GenBank genome assembly. NCBI's taxonomy places the organism in Eukaryota, Metazoa, Arthropoda, Insecta, Lepidoptera, Crambidae.
AUAUAAUACAGCUUUGACCUUAUUGGCUGAGCCGCCUAUGCGGCAGUAGAACGGACCAAUCACAAUGCGGGAUGCCAAGCGUCGCUCCCCCGUAUCACCGGUACUAUAAAAGCAAUUUUAACGGAAUUUUUCGUAUUACUAUUCGUUUGGCAAGCCUCUUAACCGGUCGCGCUGAACGACGACUGACAUAAUUUAUUAACUUAUUUUGUACGUUAAGUCAACAAAACUCAACACAAAAUGCGUGAGUGCAUCUCAGUACACGUUGGCCAAGCCGGAGUCCAGAUCGGCAAUGCCUGCUGGGAGCUGUACUGCCUUGAGCAUGGCAUCCAACCCGACGGCCAGAUGCCCACAGACAAGACCAUCGGAGGCGGAGAUGAUUCUUUCAACACCUUCUUCAGCGAGACUGGGGCGGGCAAGCAUGUUCCCCGUGCUGUGUUCGUCGACUUGGAACCCACAGUAGUUGAUGAGGUACGCACAGGCACAUACAGACAGUUGUUUCAUCCAGAACAACUUAUCACUGGUAAAGAGGACGCGGCCAACAACUAUGCCCGUGGCCACUACACCAUCGGCAAGGAGAUCGUAGAUUUGGUCCUGGACCGCAUCCGCAAGCUGGCCGACCAGUGCACAGGCCUCCAGGGCUUCCUCAUCUUCCACUCGUUCGGAGGUGGCACCGGCUCCGGUUUCACCUCCCUCCUCAUGGAGCGUCUCUCCGUGGACUACGGCAAGAAGUCCAAGCUGGAGUUCGCUAUCUACCCCGCCCCCCAAGUGUCCACCGCUGUCGUCGAGCCGUACAACUCUAUCCUCACCACCCACACCACACUGGAGCACUCCGACUGCGCGUUCAUGGUAGACAACGAGGCUAUCUACGACAUCUGCCGCCGCAACUUGGACAUCGAGCGUCCCACAUACACCAACUUGAACAGGCUGAUCGGUCAAAUCGUAUCCUCCAUCACCGCCUCCCUGCGUUUCGACGGCGCCCUCAACGUCGAUCUCACCGAGUUCCAGACCAACUUGGUGCCGUACCCGCGUAUCCACUUCCCGCUGGUGACUUACGCUCCCGUAAUCUCCGCGGAGAAGGCGUACCACGAGCAGUUGUCGGUCGCCGAGAUCACCAACGCGUGCUUCGAGCCCGCCAACCAGAUGGUGAAAUGCGACCCGCGCCACGGAAAGUACAUGGCGUGCUGCAUGCUGUACCGCGGAGACGUCGUCCCCAAGGACGUGAACGCGGCCAUCGCGACCAUCAAGACCAAGCGCACCAUCCAGUUCGUGGACUGGUGCCCGACCGGUUUCAAGGUGGGCAUCAACUACCAGCCGCCCACCGUCGUCCCCGGUGGCGAUUUGGCUAAGGUGCAGCGCGCUGUAUGCAUGUUGUCCAACACCACGGCCAUCGCGGAGGCGUGGGCCCGUCUGGACCAUAAGUUCGACCUCAUGUACGCCAAGCGUGCGUUCGUGCACUGGUACGUCGGUGAGGGUAUGGAGGAGGGAGAGUUCUCCGAGGCGCGCGAGGAUCUGGCCGCCCUCGAGAAGGACUACGAAGAGGUCGGCAUGGACUCCGCCGAGGGUGAAGGCGAAGGCGCCGAAGAGUACUAGAGCCGAUGAUUAUUUAUUUAUUUCCGGCACACUCACACCGAUACAUUCCCGCGGUGAACUGAAAUAAAAACAAAAAUUAUGUCCUAUGUUGUCGUUUGAUUUUAAUAAUUGCGCAUCGUCCUUACUCUGUACUUUUUUAUUUAUAAUAAUAUUUAAAAGACUGCUAUCCUUUUGACUAUAAUAUACUUUUCAACUCUCCUAAGAUUCCUUGUCUUGUAAUUCUGUACACUAUAUACAAUACUAAAUUAGUAUUCUAGGUUCACACUAAGUUCGGAUUUAUUUCUUGCAGCAAAUUUAAAAUUUACCUUCUCAUAUAAAUCGCUUGAUUGUCGUUUACGUUAUGGAAUCUAAAAUACUGCUAAUAGUAAUCACUAUUUAUUGAUGAUCAUAAUUUGUUUUUAGUAGGUAGGUACUAUAAUUUUUCGAAACAUUACUGUUGCCAAACAAAUUUACGUCAAAAAACACCUAUUAGCCCUCAAGUAAGCACUUUAAGGCCGGGACACCACCAAAGCGGAGAGAUCUUUUUUAAACCAAUAGAAUUGUGUUAUUGACAUAUCUCUCCGCUCAGCUUCAGUGGAGAUAGAGUGAGCGGUAUCACCCUCCCCCCUCUUGCCCGCCAGCAACCCGCAGAGCCCCGCUGAGCACUCAACGCCUCACACCCGAUCUGAAAAGUCUUUUCUUGCAUAGCACACCGCACACAUCUCCGCUUUGGUGGAGUCCCCCGAGCUGAAAUACAUCUCUUCUCGCACAGCACACCGCACACAUCUCUGCUUUGGUGGAGUCCCGGCCUAAGGCUUGUGUUAUGAUGGGAUACCAAGGUACCUUUUACUGUUUAUACGGUGCAGAUGGAAGGAGAAACAGACCGAAGAGAUCGAAUUGAAGACACAAAAUAAUGAUACAAAUUCAUUUAUUACAAUCAUUAACGAUACAACGCAAAUACUGUAAUAUAUUACACAACAAAUCAAUGUUCCCAUAUUAUACUUCAAUGUCUUAUUUUUUCAUAAAUCAUCAAUAACCAACAACUAUAUUGUUAACAAACCUACAAAAUCGCGCUUAGCAAUAUUUAAUUAUAAUUCACACAGUAUAAUUAUAACUAUACUUAAAGGAUAUUCGUCGUGAAAUUAUAUUAUGAAACAGAUGUUUGAUUAGAUUGAAAUUGAAAGUUAUCAUGUCAACCAACUGCCAUUCAUACAUAACACAACAUAAUUAUAAGGGAGCAUGCAUUAAUCACGUGAGGCUCGAAAUGGGGGGGAGCGGUUCAGGCUAAUCACGAAAUAUUACCCGGAAAAUGGGGGGGGA